This is a messenger RNA of Arachis duranensis, 1610 nucleotides long. RefSeq names its product squamosa promoter-binding-like protein 6. Gene Ontology annotation, cellular component: nucleus. The record is from RefSeq and is a predicted model, not a curated record. The coding region runs from base 190 to 1536 and encodes 448 amino acids. Gene Ontology annotation, molecular function: DNA binding. NCBI's taxonomy places the organism in Eukaryota, Viridiplantae, Streptophyta, Magnoliopsida, Fabales, Fabaceae. The transcript is spliced from 4 exons.
UGGUAGAAGAAAUCAUGUUGACUCACGCUACUCCCUCCACUUCUUCAGCGUUUCCACUCACUAUUCCGAACCCCAAAAGCAAAAAAUAACUCUCUCUCUCUCUGCUGUGCCCAAAACCACUCACAGGGUGCCACCCCAUCUCUCAGGAUUUCUUCAAUAUUCCAUAGCUUCUACAACUUCAAUUCAAUAAUGGAACCUUGGAGUUAUGUUCCUGAUGAGAAAGGAUAUUUGUUUUCUGAUGAAAUGGAUUUUUCACUUGAUGCUUUUGUGAGAAGUAGAAAGGCAAUGACUGAAUGGGACAACAAAGCCUCUUGUAACUUCGAGAGAGGCGGUUUCAAUUCGGAAAGAGAGGUAGUUAGGAGCAUGGAAUUCGUAGACUUGGGGUUCCCGGAUUUGUUCCGAAAGCCCUUCGAGCUAGAUAGUAAUUUGAGUAGAAGAGGGAAUACCUCUGCUCAAGUUAUUGACUUGGAUUCUUCUCUUGGGGAAGAAGAAUCCGAGUCAAAGCAUUUGAGUUCUUUAGGUGAAUUGAAGGCUCAAGAUACGUCAUUGAUCGAUCUGAAGCUAGGGAGAAUAGCAGAUUGUCAAGCUGCAAGCAAUGAUAAAGUUGGAAAUGAAGGGUUCACUUUAAUACCAAUGCAACAACCAAGUCCGACCACACUGGCAAAGAGAGCUCGCACUUCAUGCUCGCCGAAUCAGACUCCUGUAUGUCAAGUUUAUGGUUGUAACAUGGAUCUUAGUUCCUCAAAAGAUUACCACAAAAGGCACAAGGUUUGUGAUGUUCAUUCCAAGACAGCUAAAGUUAUUGUUAACGGUAUUGAACAGAGAUUUUGUCAGCAAUGCAGCAGGUUCCAAUUGUUAGCUGAGUUUGAUGAUGGUAAGCGCAGCUGUCGCAGGCGUCUAGCAGGACACAAUGAACGGCGAAGGAAACCUCAGUUUGAUUAUAUGACUAGUAAACAGCAUAAGAUACUUCAUUCGCAUCAAGGUGCAAGAUAUAUGGAGUCUUCCUUACAAAAGAGGCCACAAUUUUCAUUUCCAGACAUAUUUCGAAGUGGCAAGUAUGAUAAAAUCUCUCAGAAUGGCAAUGUCAAAUUAGAAGAGGAGUUUAUUUUCAGCCCUCAAUUCGCAGCACCGGUCGCGCAUGGUCAGGAGUUAUCUAGCCGUGCUCUCUCUCUUCUGUCAGCUCAGUCACAGAUUCCAUCGCGCCCCUCAGAAGAAAAUCCUUUAGCCAGCUCCUUUAGUUUUCACAGCAUCUCUGAAAUGCCUUUGGAUAUAAGCAAUGAGGGUAAAUACGUUGUGGACGAGUCCUUUCCGUGCGAGAUGAACCAUAAAGAAUUUAUCAAGAGUGAAUCGGCAAUGCUUUCUGAUGCCGGCCACCCUGAUCAUCGAGCCAGUAGUGAUGACAUUUGUUCGCCCUUGGAACAUGGAUCCACUGUGGACUUAUUCCAGUUAUCAUCCAAUCUUGAAAGGGUAGAGCAGAAGAGAAAUUCUGUUUUGGUAAAGUGGGAAAAUGAGAACUCUUGUUUCCCAGCAUUGUAAAAGGCUUCUUUUAACCCUCAAGUGUUAUUAACAUAAUCCAAUUUAUUGAGUGUUUUCAUGGCCCUUUUUUCUCA